Molecule: messenger RNA, 1811 nt
Organism: Hippocampus comes (tiger tail seahorse)
Lineage: Eukaryota; Metazoa; Chordata; Actinopteri; Syngnathiformes; Syngnathidae
Gene: fstl3
Product: follistatin-like 3 (secreted glycoprotein)
Exons: 5
Coding region: 141-884 (247 amino acids)
Biological process (GO): multicellular organism development; negative regulation of activin receptor signaling pathway; regulation of BMP signaling pathway
Cellular component (GO): extracellular region
Molecular function (GO): protein binding; activin binding
Source: RefSeq, a predicted model, not a curated record
AGCCACAACACAUUCAUUCACAUAAGGAGAAAGAGGCUUCAACACUAAGUUAGUGUGAGAAGGUUCGUGCCGGAGGAACAACAAUUUCUAUCCCUUUUUUGGUGAAUUUUAUUUUUUGGGGGGGGAAAGUACAGCACAGGAUGAAGAGCUUUGUGAUGUUCGCUGUUACUCUCACUUUGUGUCAGAUUGGGAGGAACCCUGCCAGUGCGGGGAUGUGUUGGCUUCAGCAGAGCCACCGGUGUGACAUGGUGCUGAUGAGAGGGGUCACCAAAGAGGAGUGCUGCGGGGGUGGCCGGCUGGACACGGCGUGGUCCAACACCAGCCUGCCCAUGAACGAGGUCAGCCUGUUGGGCUUCCUGGGCAUCGUCUCCUGUAAACCCUGCAAAGAGACGUGCGAGGGUGUAAAGUGCGGCAUCGGGAAAGUGUGCAAGAUGAAGAUGGGAAGGCCGCAGUGUGUGUGCGCUCCAGACUGCUCCCACAUCGGACGCCGGCAUGCCGUGUGCGGCAGCGAUGGAAGGUCAUACAAGGACGAGUGCAUCCUACUCUUGGCCCGCUGCAUGGGACACCCCGACCUGGAGGUCAUGUACCAGGGCGAGUGCAAAAAGUCCUGCUCCAACGUAGUGUGUCCGGGAACGCACACCUGCGUGACGGACCAGACCAACAGCGCCCAUUGCGUCAUGUGCCGAUCCACACCCUGCCCUAAACCGCUGCCCUCCGAGCAGCCCAUUUGCGGUAACGACAACAUCACGUACCCCAGCGCCUGCCACCUGCGUCGCGCCACCUGCUUCCUGGGCCGAUCCAUAGGAGUCCGCCACUACGGACACUGCAACAGUGCUCCAAGGAAAGCGCGCGUGUUUGACGGCAGCGAAGAAAACGCCGUCUAAAAAAAAUCGACAAACGCACCACAAGCUGACCUCUGUUGUGUUUGUGACAAUCAUCCCUCUAUAUUGUACACGAUUUAUUUGAUAUGGAAGCAGUGGCAUGGCGUAGCGGAGGUGCUAGGGGAGCAGUCGUCCCAUGGUGAAAAGUUUCGGGGGGGGUGCAAAAUUUCUAAAAUGUUUUGUAGUAAUGGUGACCAUUUAGUCUAUUGUUUAGGAGGCCCUGUUCAUUUUUGUUUUUUGUUUUUUUUUUGUUGUAAAAUAUGUUUAUGUAAAAUGAUGAGAGCAAUGCACGGUGCCACAGACAAACACAUUUUUGCAACUUGUUUGCCUCACUUUCGCACAUCUCCAUUGUCCAACAUGAUCAAAAAUGACAGAACGGAAACUUUGCUGUAGUGUGGGGUAGUCGACACAGGCGCAAUUUUAUGCAAAAAUGCAUUUUAAAGCCAUGUCGGAAUAGCAGUUAUAGCAUAGUGAGCGAGAAGUAUGCUACGCCAGCAAGUACUGGAUUUUUGGGGGACUGCAAGUUGCUUGGCUACUCCUAUUUCUUCUAUUUUCUUUUGGUGGUUGGCACACACUUUUGGAGCAUUACCACUUUGUUUUUACCAUGCUCAAGAAUGUUUUUUCUUCUCCUUUCUUCUUCUUCUUCAUCAUCAUCCUGGCGGUUGGCAAAUACUUUGAAAGGCCGGUGAUCCUAAGGUGGUGGUGAUGCACUAAGAAUAUUUGCCAACCACCAAAAGAAAGUCAACAUGAUUAGCGAGCAGGGAUUUGGGGUGACAAGGCUCGAAUUUUCAUUCUACAAGUCGCUCUUGUGUAUAAGUCAAAUUGUGGAGGAAAAAAAGUGCAAUUUAUGGUCUGGAAAAACAAAAUUAGGGCUCAACCAAUUAAUCAGUCAAUAAAAUAAAAUGAAGAGAUUUUUCUCUCGAUCACAAA